This is a messenger RNA of Lynx canadensis (Canada lynx), 1597 nucleotides long. It is a transcript of the gene TRADD, whose product is annotated as TNFRSF1A associated via death domain. Gene Ontology annotation, molecular function: transmembrane receptor protein tyrosine kinase adaptor activity. The record is from RefSeq and is a predicted model, not a curated record. Lineage: Eukaryota; Metazoa; Chordata; Mammalia; Carnivora; Felidae. The coding region runs from base 153 to 1085 and encodes 310 amino acids. Gene Ontology annotation, cellular component: tumor necrosis factor receptor superfamily complex. Gene Ontology annotation, biological process: positive regulation of canonical NF-kappaB signal transduction; extrinsic apoptotic signaling pathway. The transcript has 5 exons.
UGGGGUUAGCGCCCCCAACAGGCACAUGGGUAGAAGAGGGAAGGCCCCAAAAGUUCAGCCAGGAUUGGGGGAGGGAAUCUGGGCACAGGUCAACACUAACAGGUAUCCUUGGAAGUGAAGCCAGGAGGUAUGGUAGGAAUGCAGGAGGCAAGAUGGCGAGUGGGCCAAAUGGGCUCGAGGAGUGGGUGGGCAGCGCAUACCUGUUUGUGGAGUCCUCGCUGGAUAAAGUGGUCCUGUCUGAUGCCUACGCUCACCCCCAGCAGAAGGUGGCGGUGUACAGGGCUCUGCGGACUGCGCUGGCAGAGAGUGUUGGGAGUCCGGAGGUGCUGCAGAUGCUCAAGAUCCACCGCAGUGAACCGCAGCUGAUUGUGCAGGUGCGUUUCUGCGGACGCCAGCCCUGCAGCCGCUUCCUGCGCGCUUAUCGCGAGGGGGCGCUGCGCGCCGCGCUGCAAGGGUGCUUGGCAGCAGCACUCGCCCAGCAUUCGGUGCCGUUGGAACUGGAGCUGCGCGCUGGCGUGGAGCGACUGGAUACCUUGCUGACGGAUGAAGAGCGCUGUUUGAGUUGCAUCUUCGCCCAGAAGCCUGACCGGCUCCGGGACGACGAGCUCUCUGAGUUAGAGGAUGCGCUCCGGAAUCUGACAUGCGGCUCAGGGGGCCAGGGUAGCGACGUGGAGGUCGCUCCGGUGCCCUCGCAGUCCCUGGAUGCCUCUCUCUCAGACGAGAAGCCGCCGCCGCCAUCUGGCCAGACUUUUCUGUUCCAGGGUCAGCCCAUAGUGAACCGGCCGCUGAGCCUGCAGGACCAACAGACGUUCGCGCGCUCAGUAGGCCUCAAGUGGCGCAAAGUGGGGCGCUCCUUGCAGCGAGGCUGUCGUGCGCUGCGGGACCCGGCGCUCGACUCACUGGCCUAUGAGUACGAGCGCGACGGGCUGUACGAGCAGGCCUUCCAGCUGCUGCGGCGCUUCGUGCAGGCCGAGGGUCGCCGCGCCACGCUGCAGCGCCUGGUAGAGGCACUAGAGGAGAACGAGCUCACCAGCCUGGCAGAGGACUUGCUGGGCCUGGCGAAUCCCGAUGGCGGCCUGGCCUAGGCUGGGUACCAGAGAAAGGGACGAACGGCCAGUUGUCCAGCCCAGGUUUGGAGCACUUGGAUGACCCUAGAGUCCCUUCUGCUGCUACUUCUGAGCUCUGUCCAUCCAUGGGACUCUGAGACCACACUUAUAACCCCACUUAGCCGAACUGUUGGAGCUGCUGGGCAGUGUUGAUUGCCUUCUUCAAGAGUUGGGCAAGCACCCACCAUGCCUACUGGGGUGCCACUGGGGAUUUGGCUCCAGAUACUAUGACAGAGACAGAGUGCAUGGGUGACCUGCGGCAGCAGUCUGCCCACCCCAAAUGAAGGGCUUCUGGCCAGCCCUUACCUCUUCAUUCACUGAACAGGUAACUGCUCAUUAAGCACUUGCUGUGUCCUAGUUAUCAUCCUGGUGCUGUAAAUACUGUGGUGAACAAGAUACAUGAAACUGCCUGCCCCCAGUUCAUACUCAGUGUCGGACUGCAGAUAUUAAGCAACUGUAAUAAAAUAUCACCUGUUUUUUGAUGUGAAAAA